Molecule: messenger RNA, 1185 nt
Organism: Podospora bellae-mahoneyi
Lineage: Eukaryota; Fungi; Ascomycota; Sordariomycetes; Sordariales; Podosporaceae
Exons: 3
Coding region: 1-1164 (387 amino acids)
Biological process (GO): purine nucleoside catabolic process
Cellular component (GO): cytosol
Molecular function (GO): purine nucleosidase activity
Source: RefSeq, a predicted model, not a curated record
AUGUCCAGGCCCCGAUACCCCUUUUUGUUUUUCGUCCUUGGCUUGCUAUUGUUCCCUGGCUCUUCACUUCAGAACACCAGCCCAAGAUCAACCACCAGCCAACCAAAGAUAAUCCUCGACAACGACUGGAACCCCACCGCGUUCAUCGCUUUCCUGCUCCCUUUAUACUACAACUACACUGUCCUCGGCUUAGCCUCCGACACAGCCAACUCCUGGGCACUCCAAACCGGCCUUCACGCUCUCGCCUCUCUCGAGAUUGCCUCCUUGUCGUCUUGCAUCCCUGUUUACAAGGGGUCUGACUACCCGCUUCUGCAAACAGCACAUACCUUUCAAACCUAUGAGCUCCUCCACGGUGAGUUACCGUGGAAGGGUGUCUUUGCGAAGGAGAACACCACCAAUGAGAAAUUGGGAAAUGAUCCUACCUCUGGUGACCCACGAAGAGUGGUGAAAGAAGCUUUUACUACCAAAGGAUAUUAUGGAUACCCCAAUGUGAGCUUCGCCGAGGGCUCAGCAGCGGAGUUUAUGGUCAAGGCCGUGAGGGAGAAUCCAGGGCAGGUAAGCAUAUUCUCGGCAGGGGCCCUGACGAAUGUCGCGCUGGCGGUGAGGCUUGAUGAGGACUUCGCGAAGAACACAGCUGGGUUGUAUAUUAUGGGAGGGUAUGUGGAUAGGUUUAUGGAGCAGGCUAUAUGGGAUGUGUUGAGGGCGGACUUGGUCUCGGAUAUCAACUUUAUCGUGGACCCUGAAGCAACCAAGAUUGCGCUUAUGUCUGACUUUCCGAAUAUCACGCUUGUGGCUAAUUCUGCUAAUGGGGUGAUACCGAAUCAGGCGUUUCUUAAUGAGUUGGUGGCGGUAAAUGACAACCCCUUGAGUAGAUUGGUCAGGGCGAACCAGCCUACUUAUCUGCCGUUUUGGGAUGAGACUGCCGCGGCUGUGAUGGUUGAUCGUGAAGCGGUUGUGUUGGAUGAAGUGGAAGUUUAUGUUGAUGUUGAUACAUCGUACCACUCGCCCUUUUACGGGUAUAUCCGCCCGUACCAGGCAGCACUGAUGCCGCAUGGGUUGAGAAAGAUCAAGUACAUUAACGCGGUUAACAAUACGAAGGUCGCCGAGAUGAUCAAGACUGUUGUUCAGUUUCCGCCAAAAGGUUGUGCCGAUCUUCAUGAAUGAGGGGCGGAUAACCAGGCUUGA